GUACAAAAAAAAAAAAAAUGCUAAUGCCAGCCAUUGCAAGUACCCAUUCAAGGCUUGCCAAGUGACCCUUCUAGCACCCCUUCAUCCAGGCAACUCCCUAUAGGACAGGGCUUGGGGGUGGGAGCCCCUUUCAAACACACCCCGUGCCAGUUCCAAUCCCACUAGGCAAGUUGGUCCUCCCCCAGGUACUAGUGCCUGUCCAGGCAGGAGCUGGCUUGAUAAAAAGGAACGAGAGGUUUUCCCUGGACAGCCCUCGGGAGGUGGCAUGUAAAGUGGGAGCUACAGUCCACAGAGCAGAGAUGGGAAAGCAUUUUCGUGUGUGUGAAUGUGAUACUACCAUGGGGGCAGGGCUCACAAGUCUGUAGAGGCUCGUGGGGCCACCUGGAAGGCUUCCUGAAAGAAGGGUGUCCUGGCUAGUAGCAAGAGAGAGAGACACAGGAUCUCUAGGGGCAAGGGCACAGACUAAAGUGAGACCCAGGUGUCCCUGUCUGAGUCUGUGCCUCUGGCCACCCCCUCCCCCCCCCAGCCUCCCUGCGGCUCCCUGCGGCCAGCAGCUCUGCAGCACUCUGCUCAGCUCCGCUCCAGGAAGGCCACCUCCUCCCUACCCUCCUCCUCCCCCUCCUCUGCCUGCUGUCACCACUCACCGCUCAUAGCCUCGAGGGGGUGGGGACCCCAGGGCUGGACACACCCCACCGUGGCCCCAGAGCUCAGCUGGUCGGACAGACGCACAGUCGGAUACAAGGACCCCGGAGCCCCGAGGUGGGCAGUGUGCCAGGGUCCCUCGCAGCCUCCUCAAGCCCUGUCCAGGCUAUGGGCAUCAAGACAGCACUGCCUGCAGCUGAGCUGGGUCUCUACUUCCUGGUGCUGAGUGGGUCCCUGGCCUAUGCUGGCCGGGGCCUCCUUGAAGCAUCCCAAGAUGGGGCCCACAGGAAGGCCUUCCGGGAGUCUGUGCGACCCGGCUGGGAGUACAUUGGCCGGAAGAUGGAUGUAGCUGACUUUGAGUGGGUGAUGUGGUUCACUUCCUUCCGAAAUGUCAUCAUCUUCGCCCUCUCUGGACACGUGCUGUUUGCCAAACUCUGCACAAUGGUUGCCCCCCAGCUCCGCUCCUGGAUGUAUGCUGUGUACGGAGCCCUGGCUGUGAUGGGCACAAUGGGCCCUUGGUACCUGCUGCUGCUGCUUGGCCACUGUGUGGCCCUCUAUGUGGCCUCACUCUUGGGUCAACCCUGGCUCUGUCUUGGCCUUGGCCUGGCCAGCCUGGCCUCCUUCAAGAUGGACCCCCUCAUCUCCUGGCAGAGCGGGUUUGUAACAGGCACUUUUGAUCUUCAAGAGGUGCUGUUUCAUGGGGGCUGCGGCUUUACUGUGCUGCGUUGCACCAGCUUCGCACUGGAGAGCUGUGCCCACCCUGACCGCCGCUACUCCCUAGCUGACCUGCUCAAGUACAACUUCUACCUGCCCUUCUUCUUCUUUGGGCCCAUCAUGACCUUUGAUCGCUUCCACACUCAGGUGAGCGAGGUGGAACCAGUGAGGCCCGAGGGCGAGCUGUGGCGCAUCCGGGCCCAGGCAGGUCUCAGCGUGGUGGCCAUCAUAGCAGUGGACAUCUUCUUUCACUUCUUCUACAUCCUCACCAUCCCCAAUGACCUCAAGUUUGCCAAUCGCCUCCCAGACAGCGCCCUCGCUGGCCUGGCCUAUUCAAACCUGGUGUAUGACUGGGUGAAGGCUGCGGUCCUCUUUGGUGUCGUCAACACCGUGGCGCGCCUGGACCACCUGGACCCGCCUCAGCCUCCUAAGUGCAUCACUGCUCUCUAUGUCUUUGGGGAAACACACUUUGACCGGGGCAUCAAUGACUGGCUUUGCAAAUAUGUGUAUGACCACCUUGGUGGGGAACACUCUGCAGUGAUCCCAGAGCUGGUGGCCUCAGUGGCCACAUUUGCCAUCACCACUCUGUGGCUUGGGCCUUGUGACAUUGUCUACUUGUGGUCAUUCCUUAACUGCUUUGGCCUCAACUUUGAGCUCUGGGUACAGAAGCUGGCAGAGCACGGGCCUCUUGCACAAGUUGAGGCCCGUCUGUCAGAGCAGAUGUCCCGUAGGGUCCGGGCUCUUUGUGGGGCCAUAAACUUCUGGGCCAUCAUCAUGUACAACCUUGUGAGCCUGAACAGCUUCGAGUUCACAGAACUGGUCGCCCGACGUCUGCUACUUACAGGGUUCCCCCAGACCACGCUGGCCAUCCUGUUUGUCACCUACUGUGGUGUCCAGCUGGUGAAGGAACGUGAGCGAACCCUGGCACUGGAGGAGGAGCAGAGGCAGGACAAAGAGAAGCUAGAGUAGGUGGGAGGGUGCUCCUGGGUCCCAGGCCCAGGCGGGGCCAGACAGGGCCUCAUUGACAGAAUAAAAGACUUUUCUACCACA
Molecule: messenger RNA, 2406 nt
Organism: Ictidomys tridecemlineatus (thirteen-lined ground squirrel)
Lineage: Eukaryota; Metazoa; Chordata; Mammalia; Rodentia; Sciuridae
Gene: Hhatl
Product: hedgehog acyltransferase like
Biological process (GO): negative regulation of N-terminal protein palmitoylation
Cellular component (GO): endoplasmic reticulum
Molecular function (GO): acyltransferase activity
Source: RefSeq, a predicted model, not a curated record